AUGUCCUGCCAAGAGAUGAAGGACGCGUCUGGACGACACCCCAGGGACUCAGUCAACGGCUCUUUCAUCUUCCCGCGGACAUACCCCCUUACUUUCCGCGAAGGCUCCAGCAUCAACAUCUCGUGGUCAAAAACGUACGAAAAUAUCAAUCUAUACUUCUACCAAAGGGGGAAAGUUGCGAACUCAGUGCAGCUUGUCACUAACUUAGCAACCGAAUGGUACCAGUGGGAGGUCCACGCCGAAGAGACAAACCUCACGAACCCAUUCGUCUUCAGAAUCGUCAAUGCCCAGGGGACGACCGAGGAGCAGAACGGCGAGGGCUUCUGGAGCACCAGCUGCAGAAUUUUCAACCACAGCCACGUCAUCUACGCCUUCCUCAUCGCCAGAAACAUCCUCAAAGGGUCCGUCAUCGACAACGACAGAGACGAAGACCGAAGCUACAGCGGCUCCAAGUAUGGCAGCAGAGACGCAUGGUAG
Macroventuria anomochaeta is the source of this 477-nucleotide messenger RNA. RefSeq lists its product as uncharacterized. Lineage: Eukaryota; Fungi; Ascomycota; Dothideomycetes; Pleosporales; Didymellaceae. The coding region runs from base 1 to 477 and encodes 158 amino acids. The transcript has 3 exons. The record is from RefSeq and is a predicted model, not a curated record.